GCCCCGCCCCCAGCCGGUCCACGUGGUUCCAGCUCCGCCGGCCGCCCAGCCAUGGAUGAGCUGCCCGCCGACGUGCGCGCCUUCCUGCGCGAGCACCCGAGCCUGCGGCUGCAGCCGGGCGCCUGUAAGGUGAGAUGUGCUCUGACCGGCCACGAGCUACCCUGCCGCCUGCCCGAGCUCCGGGUCUACACCAGCGGCAGGAAGUACCGGCGGCUGGCCCGCGCCUCCCCGGCCUUCGACUACGCCGCCUUCGAGCCGCACGUCGUGCCCAGCACCAAGAACCCGCGCCAGCUGUUCUGCAGACUCACCCUGCGGCACAUCAACAAGUCCCCAGAGCACGUGCUGAGGCACACGCAGGGCCGGCGCUACCAGAAAGCUCUGCGUAAAUACCAGGAGUGCCAGGAGCGGGGUGUGGAGUUCGUGCCCGCCUGCCUCCUGCACAAGAGGCGGAGGAGGGAGGACCAGGCGGGCGGUGACGGGCCGCCCGAGUCCAGCGAUGACGACGGCGAGGCCCCGCGUGACAGCGACGACAGCAUGACAGACCUGUACCCAGCGGAGCUGUUCGGCAGGAAGCACCUGGGAGGGACCGAGCACGGGGACGACCCCGAGGGCAUCCCUGACGGCCGCAUUGUGACAGACGAGGGCAAGCGGCCGAGACGACCGGGGGACUCGCAGGAGGCAGGGGCGGCCCGGGAGCCGGCCCCCCAGCGCCAGAGGACGCAGCUGAGCGCGUCGAAGAAGUGGAGAAGCCGCCACCGCCGGCCGAAGCGCUUCAGCUCCUUUAAGCAGCCGGGCUGACGGACAGUCGCCGGAGAGACAGAGACGGGC
This is a messenger RNA of Phyllostomus discolor (pale spear-nosed bat), 828 nucleotides long. RefSeq names its product surfeit 2 (gene SURF2). The record is from RefSeq and is a predicted model, not a curated record. The transcript has 6 exons. NCBI's taxonomy places the organism in Eukaryota, Metazoa, Chordata, Mammalia, Chiroptera, Phyllostomidae. The coding region runs from base 52 to 798 and encodes 248 amino acids.